Messenger RNA from Aspergillus eucalypticola CBS 122712, 750 nucleotides. RefSeq lists its product as uncharacterized. The transcript has 2 exons. Lineage: Eukaryota; Fungi; Ascomycota; Eurotiomycetes; Eurotiales; Aspergillaceae. The coding region runs from base 258 to 680 and encodes 140 amino acids. The record is from RefSeq and is a predicted model, not a curated record.
ACGUCCUUCACGGUCGGGAUAUCGGGGCUGCCAAUCUGACAUACAAAGAUGGACUCGAUGAAACCCGGGUUAUCGGAAGGAAGCCCAUUGAAUACCAUCUUUUGGAAGCUGGGAUGCUCGCCAUCGACUUCGAAAACGAGGUCUUCAGUAUCUGAGUGGAGAUGGAGGGCCCAGUGUUGAAAGUUGCCGUAGCGAGGGUGGUAGAUGGCCACGGCGAGGUAUGGGGGUUUCAUGACCGGUGAGGUUGAUGACCCGGAAUGAAUGUGUACUGUAACUUUGGAGGUAUUAUGAGUAUGUUUGGAUCAAGGGAUGAAAUGUCAUUUCCUGUUGCAGUGAGGCAUCAAGGUACCGUAAUUGUGUGGUUUGCACUGCUUGAGCCUCUUCCUCCUUCUUUCCCCUCAUCUCACUUCACUUCCUCAUCAUUUCCACCAUCAUCAUCAACAUCAUCUUCCGUCAUUCAAUUGCCUCACCGCCAUCCCGUGUCCGUUCCUUGGUUACCUCCCUUUUGCCUUCCUUUGUUCCCCCGGCCGACCACCUCGCUACCCAAUCAUGGCCCACCGCAGGGGCUUGUCCGUGGCACUGGGCCCAACGCGGGAUCCCCGGACUUCCGGCCUCGCACCAUUCCAGGGCCUUCCGUACCCCACAAAAUGACCUGGUCGAGUAGGAAUGUCUUGCCCUGAGGACCGUGCCAGCAAGUGACGAAGGUUCUUCGGUUCGGUUCCAUCGUCUCCCGCGGGGUAAUUCCAUCAC